Molecule: messenger RNA, 2455 nt
Organism: Tarenaya hassleriana
Lineage: Eukaryota; Viridiplantae; Streptophyta; Magnoliopsida; Brassicales; Cleomaceae
Product: putative lipase YOR059C
Exons: 12
Coding region: 1218-2285 (355 amino acids)
Source: RefSeq, a predicted model, not a curated record
CUUGUUUCUGCCGAUAUGACGAUUCUUUUGUAAUUUUCUUUCUUCUGCGGUUCAUCGUUUCUUCUCUCUCGGUUUUUUUUUUUGUAUUUUUUGGUGGAGAGAGAUCGCAGUGACGACUCGGUUAAAUUCAAGCUCAACAGACCGGAACAAGGCGAUUCUCUCUUAUCGGAGUUUCGUUUUUGUGUCGAUUUUCCCGCUGAACUGAGCAUUUCUCUCCUCUUUUUUCUUUCUCAUCAAGAGGAUUUGGAGAUUGCGAUGAGGAUUCACAGCUCCCUCUUCUGAGCUUCGGCUGAAGAAAUCGGCUGGCAGAAUCGAACCAAUUUUUUAAUCGCCACCACUGAGCAAUCUCCUUACACUAUCCUUCAAUCUCUUCUUUCCAAUCAAUGGUCAACGAAUGAUUAUGAUGAAGCAAAAAUGCAAAUCCAACACUUGAUCUGAGUGAAUACUACCGUAUCACCCUUGAUGCUCCUAAAAUUUGCUUCUGAAUCUAGCAAAUCAGCAGUUUCUAAUGACAUCGGUAUCCGUAAUUCUCUUUUGAAAUGGUUCCAAAACGGAUUAGGAUCUAAUACGGUGGUUCAGAUUAUGAAUUCAAAUUGACGGUUAGAUUCGCUUGCACAUUGAUCCAAUGGUCUUUAAUUGUUUGAAAGAGCAACGGUUGAGAUCUUUUGGAACAAAUGCAAUGGUUCUGAUUUUAACAAAAAAACAACGGUUGAGAUUUGUGAGGGUUCAUCUUACGGCCCAGAUUAGAUUCAUAUAGCAAACACCACAACAUAAUCAUCGUUGGUUAAGAUUCCAGGGUAUCCCUGUUCAGGCGCUUGUAUGGUCACUUGUUCAUUUAAAAACAUAGGGGUCUAAAUGAGUUAUUCCGAAAGAACUGGGGUGGAAAACGUAUUUCUUUUUAAAGCCCCAGAAAAUGGUAACGAUAUGAACGUAAUUUUGCCGACGUGGACAAUACUCAGCAGAACCACGUAAUCAAAAGUAAUAAAUAAAUAAUAAAGUAAAUAAGAGGAACAUCCAUUUUCCUUAUCGGAGGCCGGAAAUCUCUGUCGAACUCCAUUUAUGAUUCCUUUGAACGUUUUCCACCGACUCGAUCACCUCCCCCGAUUCCGAUCCAACAUUCCUCACACGAGCCCAGAAUCGGGUGUUUGAAUCGGUUUUAUUGCUGGAUUCGAAUCGGAUUGGGUGGUGUUUGAUUGGGCUUUUUUUUUCCCUCUUCAAUGGAGAAGCACGAGAACGGCGUUUACUCGGCGGAGGCUGUGGAUGGGAGCCGUGAUGUGUGGAGUUGUAAUGAUUCGGAUUCUUCUUCCGCCGACCACCUCGUCGUUAUGGUCCAUGGAAUCUUAGGGAGUACGGAUGACUGGAAAUUUGGAGCUGAGCAAUUCGUUAGAAGGCUCCCAGAUAAAGUAUUUGUUCACUGUAGUGAACGAAAUGCAUCUAAGCUUACUCUAGAUGGCGUGGAUGUGAUGGGUGAGCGUCUGGCAAAUGAGGUACUUGAAGUACUUCAAAGAAAACCAAAUAUCCGCAAGAUCUCCUUUGUGGCACAUUCUUUGGGUGGGCUGGCAGCAAGGUAUGCUAUUGGGAAAUUAUACAGACCAGCUCUGAAUGAAGAUGGGAAAGAUUCAUCGGGGAAUGUUUGUGAAAAGACUUCAAAUGGCACAAUAUGUGGUUUGGAAGCUAUGAACUUCAUCACUGUAGCUACACCUCAUUUGGGUUCUAAGGGCAAUAAGCAGGUCCCUUUUCUCUUUGGUGUUACUUCCUUUGAGAAAGUAGCAGGUCUUGUUAUCCACUGGAUAUUCAAAAGAACAGGCCGACACCUUUUCCUAAAAGAUGAAGAAGAUGGAAAGCCACCAUUGCUUAGACGCAUGGCUGAAGACUCUGAUGAUUGCCAUUUCAUAUCUGCAUUGCGUGCCUUCAAAAGGAAGGUUCUUUACUCAAAUGUGGGCUAUGAUCACAUCGUUGGCUGGAGAACAUCAUCUAUCAGGCGUGACAGCGAUCUACCUAAGUGGGAGGAUUCUCGUAACGAGAAGUACCCUCAUAUUGUUCAUGAAGAGCACUGCAAGCCAUGUGAUGCAGAGAAUGCAUCAGAAGGCGAGAAUGAUUCAGACAACAUGGAAGAGGAAAUGAUCAGAGGCCUCUCGUCCGUCUCUUGGGAGAAAAUCGAUGUUAGCUUCCACAGCAGCAGGCAGAGGUUUGCUGCUCAUAGUGUUAUACAGGUUAAAGAUGAAAUCAUGCAUAGAGAAGGAGCAGAUGUCAUAGAACACAUGAUUGAUCAUUUCCUCACUUGAACUCGUUGUCUCCACCCCAAGAGCUUAAGACACUUGUAGUUAAUAGGUAGGAAGACCAAUCAAUGGAAGACAUGGGUCUUUAGUAAUAGGAGGAAAUUCGGUUAAUUCAUACAUAUGUUAACCUGUAAAUGUUCUCGAUGUAAAAGCUCUUGGGCACUUCCUUUUUUUUU